This is a messenger RNA of Ogataea parapolymorpha DL-1, 2643 nucleotides long. RefSeq names its product Factor arrest protein 11. The coding region runs from base 1 to 2643 and encodes 880 amino acids. The record is from RefSeq and is a predicted model, not a curated record. Gene Ontology annotation, cellular component: cytosol. The transcript has a single exon. Gene Ontology annotation, biological process: cytoskeleton organization. Lineage: Eukaryota; Fungi; Ascomycota; Pichiomycetes; Pichiales; Pichiaceae.
AUGGAAACUCAGAUUCGUGACUUGGAAGCCCAGUUGGAGGAACUGGAUCAGUUUCCAGGCGCUAUCAUUGAUCGUGGGGAGAUGGUGGAAACCAGCGAUGAUCAGGACAUUUUAUCAUCUCCCCACAGUAGUUUCUCAUUCACGGAUAAUGAUGACGAAGACGAACGCGAAGUUGACGGUCUGAACAACUUCAACAUCAUUCUCGAAUACCCAGAGUUGCAGUACGAAUACAGAGAGCUUGAAGAUUUCGAAACGGAAUAUAUGGAUUGGUUUACUGCUGCAGAUCUCAAGGAAUUAAGCAACAUCAAGAAACUUGCCACGCAAAAUCAAACUCCCUCAGAUCUUGUCAAAAAAUUGAUUGACACUUCAGACAAAUCAGCAUUGCAUAUACUCAUAUGUUUGGAAUACAUAGCAAUGGGUCAAUAUGGGGAGAUAUCAGAAAUAAGUGAACUUACCACCAAAAUAAUAGACAAUUCUUGCUUAUUUUUAAGUCACGAGGUGCUUCUCCCUAUUUUGGAGAUUCUAAGCUCUAGACUCAUUCGCCUGAGUGAUUUGAAGAACCAAGAAAAACCGCUCAAUCACAAACAGCUCCGAGUGUGGUCUUCGCAAUUGUAUCACUCCAUGACCAUUGUUUAUACUGUUGUCCUGGCUACUUUGACAACCAAAGAAAAAGUGCGAUUCUUGGCCGGCAUCAUCGAUACGAGCCAGCUUCUUACUACAAUGAUGAGGGCAAUUGAUAACUGGCGCUGGCUGACUGCAGAUGCCAAUGACAAGGAGCUGGGCUCUGCGUUGGACAACUCAGUGGUUCAUUAUUUCAAACUGCGCAAUGUCAUAAUGCUUCUCUCAAAGCUGGUAUUGCUUCAAUUCGGAGACUCCGAGCUCCUGCAGUCCACAAAAUCUUUUCUCAGAUUCAAGUGUGAAUCUGGUCAUGUCUUUGGCAACGCCCCAGGAACUCGUGGAGCAAAAGUUGAGACUAUCACUCCUCUUGACUACCAGUACUUCCGCAAGGAGCUCAUCGCCAGAUACCCUACCUACUCGCCUCCUGAGCAUAAAGUCUCUGAUAUUUUACAAAUGAACGUCGAGCAAGAUAAUGAAAGUUGCUCAAAGUUGAUCAACACUUCUGCGCUAUUAAUCAACCAGAAACAUCAUCUACGCAAUAAGUUGCCAAAUUCGCAAAAUAGCUGUCCUCCAGAGAUACAUAUAGCAACACCCGCCCCAUCGCCAACUUUGAGCCCACAGCACACGGGAGGGUCUAGAAGCUCUAACAUCUCUGAGGUCGAACAUGUGAACGGGCAAGGUCGUAAAAAGGUUUUUAUCACACAGCCCCAGUUCGCCAAUUUGUAUCCUUUCUCUCAUGAUAUACCUGUGAGCAUCCAGGAGGCAACGAGAAUUUUCCAUGCUCAUGUCUCUGAGUCCUUCAGUGCUUUACAAUUUACCGAUGUAUUCGAAGAUUUCAUCAGGCAAGAAAAGGGUAUCACUGAGCCUACUCGCUCAAAAUUUAUUUAUACCGAGAAAGACAUUGAGAAGAACCCAAUUUUUGCUGAUGAGCUCGUGUCAUUGCAACGUGUCGAGCAAUUCUACCAUUCAACAUUGCCCUACUUGAAUUCACUGGCGGCAGUAUUGAUUCAGAUCAUAUCUUCGAAUGUACUUCCUGCUUCGGGGUAUAAAUCCGCAGAAAACCCAUUUUUACCGCCUAAGAAACCUUAUAAUAUCUCUGCUAUGUCCAACUACGACAAACAAAAGCUUGAUUUGAUGCGCAUCAAAGAAACCUGCUUGAAAGCAGCUUCCACUACCAUAUUCCUACUGCUCAAGUGGUUCAAAAUGUCACAUAUUUUGAAACAGGAAUAUUUUGCUCUUUUGCUGUUUGACAACGAUCUAUACUUAAACCUCUUCCGCUUCCUUGGAAGCAAUCAAAUGCAGACACAGCUUGAGAACUCUUUUGAUUUCAACGACCCCGAGACUUUAUUGAAAAAUAGAGCUGUCUUUUGUGAUUAUGAGGUGCUGUACGAUUCAAAGGAAUACAACUUUUUCAGAGCCGCAACUUCAUUUUGUCGUCAAGCUCCGCAGAGUCCAAGGUACAAUUCUGAAGAUAUAUUUGAAGUGAACGAGCAAGCCUAUGAAACUUACAUUCCACCGUUCAACGGACAAUCACAUGUGAAAAUACUGAAGCCCAAUCAUCGUUAUUGUACAAUCAUUACACAAUUGUUGCGAAGCUUGUACUCAACCAUUUCCAACUAUAAAAUCCAACGAAUCUACAAGCUCUUGGAAGUGCGACCAACAGAAAGCUUGCGGUUUCUCCUGACGAUUUACAAUCCCAAUUUCUAUAAACCGGUUUUGAAGGUUAUCAAACUGAUUUGUCCAUUCAAUGGCAAAAAGUGGCGCUCCAACAACAUGGAUCUUAUUUCCUUUGUGUAUCUAUUCUACAAAGUGGGGCUCCGCGACCAAUGGCUAAACAAUCUUUUCAUCUUUAAUCUCAACGAACGAUUGAAGCGUUCUUGGGAAAAUGAGUACGCAUUGCGCAGUUUGCUCAAAUUUUAUAACGCCACGUAUUAUUCUGACCAAAUGGUCAACUUUGGCUACGACAAUAUUCCACCUUUGAAACAAGAAAUGUUUCUUGAAGAGGGCUGGAAAGAUGAUAUAUAA